AGACUUCAGGUUGGUUUUUUUUUGGUUGUUGUUGUCGUUUUGAAUUGUUUCUGUAUUCAAUUUUUGUAUUCUUUCAUAGCCUUUUUGGGUGUUUUUUAAAACUAAAUUAACAUGGCUCGAAUGAACCGCCCUGCUCCUGUGGAAGUUACAUACAAGAACAUGAGAUUUCUUAUUACACAUAAUCCAACCAAUGCAACCUUAAACAAAUUUAUAGAGGAACUUAAGAAGUAUGGAGUUACCACAAUAGUAAGAGUGUGUGAAGCAACUUGCCACACUACUCUUGUGGGGAAAGAAGGUAUUCAUGUUCUUGACUGGCCUUUUGAUGAUGGUGCAGCCCCAUCCAACCAGAUUGUUGAUGACUGGUUAAGUCUUGUGAAGAUUAAGUUUCAUGAAGAACUUGGUUGCUGUGUUGCUGUCCAUUGUGUCGCAGGCCUUGGCAGAGCUCAGGUGCUUGUUGCCCUAGCAGUAAUUGAAGGUGGAAUGAAAUAUGAAGAUGCAGUACAAUUCAUAAGACAAAAGCGGCGCGGAGCUUUUAACAGCAAGCAACUUUUGUAUCUGGAGAAGUACCGUCCAAAAAUGCAGCUCCGCUUCAAGGAUUCCAAUGGUCAUAGAAACAACUGUUGUAUUCAAGAAAACUGGGUGCCUGAUGCCAUUGCCUUGGAAGUGGAAAUUUAG
Messenger RNA from Arvicanthis niloticus (Nile rat), 675 nucleotides. The record is from RefSeq and is a predicted model, not a curated record. Lineage: Eukaryota; Metazoa; Chordata; Mammalia; Rodentia; Muridae.